Ochotona princeps (American pika) is the source of this 2974-nucleotide messenger RNA. RefSeq names its product DNA ligase 1 (gene LIG1). NCBI's taxonomy places the organism in Eukaryota, Metazoa, Chordata, Mammalia, Lagomorpha, Ochotonidae. Gene Ontology annotation, molecular function: ATP binding; DNA binding; DNA ligase (ATP) activity. Gene Ontology annotation, biological process: DNA repair; DNA biosynthetic process; Okazaki fragment processing involved in mitotic DNA replication. Gene Ontology annotation, cellular component: nucleus; mitochondrion. The record is from RefSeq and is a predicted model, not a curated record. The transcript has 28 exons. Bases 207 to 2927 code for a protein of 906 amino acids.
GGCGGCGGCGCACGGUAGGGCCACGCCCCCAGGCUAGGCUCCGCCCCCUUCCGCCCAAGUCAGCGCGCGAACUUGGUGGCGCGAAUUGCGGACGUCGGGGCUGCGAGGAGCCGGUCUUAGUGUGGCGCCCGGCUGCCGGCGCGCGGGGCGAGCGCGAGGCAACACCACCAGGCCGAGAAAAGAAAAGGACAGGAAGUGACGCCACCAUGCAGCGAAGCAUCAUGUCAUUUUUCUCCCCCUCGAAGGAGGGACAGACGAAGAAGCCGCAGAAGGAGACGUCCGGCAGUGGCAGAGAGGGACCACCGCCUGCCAAGGCAGUGCGGAAGGAGCGCAGAGGCGUGGUGGCCGAGAGUGACUCUCCGGUGAAGAGGCCUGGCCGGAAGGCCGCCCAGGUCCUGAGUAGCGAAGGAGAGGAGGAGGACGAAGCCCUCACGCCGCCCCGAGGCCAGAAGCCUGCUUCAGAGUCCCCACAGGGCUCCCCACCCAGCUCAACCACAUCUCCUGAGAACACCCCCUCACCCGUGAGCCUCCCCGCAUCGGGCAUACCGAAGCGCCUUACAGCUCGGAAGCAGCUCCCAAAGCGGAAGAUCCAGGAUGCCUUGGAAAGACAGGAUGCAGAGGAGGAGUGCUGCGCCAAGAGGAGGAAGGAGGAGGAAGAACCAGAGAUCCCAAGAGAAAGACCCAUCAAGACUGAAGUGACAGAGAAGGACACGGAGGAGGGGGAGCAGCCCAUGGCCCCCCCGGAGCCCUGCGGAGAGGCCCCUGCGGACAGCGCCUCCAGGCCCCUGGUGACUGUGAAGGAGGAGCCACAGGAGGGCCAGGCCAGGCCGCCAGCCCGCGCCCCCCGGACGCUCAGCAGCUUCUUCGCGCCCCGGAAGCCGGCAGUCAAAACAGAAGUGAAGCAGGAGGAGUCGGGCAUCGCACUGAAGCAGGAGGCCAGCGGACCCCUGGACCCAACGACCUACAACCCUGCCAAGAACAACUACCACCCAGUGGAGGACGCCUGCUGGAAACCUGGACAGAAGGUGCCUUACCUGGCCGUGGCCCGGACGUUUGAGAAGAUCGAGGAGGUCUCUGCUCGGCUUCGCAUGGUGGAGACGCUGAGCAACCUGCUGCGCUCCGUCGUGGCCCUGUCACCGCCAGACCUGCUCCCCAUCCUCUACCUCAGCCUCAACCGCCUGGGGCCGCCCCAGCAGGGCCUGGAGCUCGGUGUGGGCGACGGCGUCCUGCUCAAAGCCGUGGCCCAGGCCACAGGUCGGCAGCUGGACGUCGUGCGGGCUGAAGCAGCCGAGGUGGGCGACGUGGGGCUGGUGGCAGAGAACAGCCGCAUCACUCAGCGAUUCAUGGUGCCGCCACCUCCUCUCACCGCUGCCAGGGUCUUCACCAAAUUCAAGGAGAUUGCCCAGCUCAGUGGCAACGCUGCCACCAACAAGAAGAUGGACAUCAUCAGAGGCCUCUUUGUCGCCUGCCGCUACUCGGAAGCCCGAUUCAUCGCCAGGUCCCUGAGGGGGCGGCUGCGCCUCGGGCUGGCAGAGCAGUCGGUACUGACCGCCCUCACCCAGGCUGUGAGCCUCACGCCCCCUGGCCAAGGGUUCCCCCCAGCUGUGGUAGAUGCUGGGAAGGGCAAGUCGGCUGAGGCCCGGAAGGCGUGGCUGGAGGAGCAGGGCAUGAUCCUGAAGCAGACGUUCUGCGAGGUGCCGGACCUUGACCGGAUCGUGCCAGUGCUGUUGGAGCACGGCCUGGAGAAGCUCCCGGAGCAUUGCAAGCUGAGCCCAGGCACUCCCCUGAAGCCCAUGCUGGCCCAUCCCACCCACGACAUCAGCGAGGUCCUGAAACGCUUUGAGGAGGCAGCUUUCACCUGCGAGUACAAAUACGACGGGCAGAGGGCACAGAUCCACGCCCUGGAAGGGGGGGAGGUGAAGAUCUUCAGCAGGAAUCAGGAGGACAACACUGGGAAGUACCCCGACAUCAUCAGCCGUAUCCCCAAGAUUAAACUCCCGUCAGUCACGUCCUUCAUCCUGGACACAGAGGCUGUGGCCUGGGACCGCGAGAAGAAGCAGAUCCGGCCAUUCCAGGUGCUCACCACCCGCAAGCGCAAGGAUGUGGACCCAUCUGAGAUCCAGGUGCAGGUGUGUUUGUACGCCUUCGACCUCAUCUACCUCAAUGGACAGUCCCUGGUGCGUGAGCCCCUAUCCCGCCGCCGGCAGCUGCUUCGUGAGAACUUUGUGGAGACCGAGGGCGAGUUUCUCUUCGCCACCUCCCUGGACAGCAAGGACCUGGAGCAGAUCGCCGAGUUCUUGGAGCAGUCUGUGAAGGACUCCUGUGAGGGGCUCAUGGUGAAGACCCUGGAGGUGGAUGCCACCUACGAAAUUGCCAAGAGAUCGCACAACUGGCUCAAGCUGAAGAAGGACUACCUGGAUGGUGUAGGUGACACCCUGGACCUCGUGGUGAUUGGUGCCUACCUGGGCCGGGGGAAGCGCGCCGGCCGCUAUGGGGGCUUCCUGCUGGCCUCCUACGACGAGGACACUGAGGAGCUGCACGCCAUCUGCAAGCUGGGCACGGGCUUCAGCGAUGAGGAACUGGAAGAGCAGUACCAGCACCUGCAGGCCCUGGUGCUGCCCAGCCCACGGCCCUACGUGCGGGCAGGCGGUGCUGCGGCCCCCGACCACUGGCUGGAUCCGAUCACCGUCUGGGAGGUGAAGUGCGCGGACCUCUCCCUGUCCCCCAUCUACCCCGCUGCCCGCACCCUGGUGGACAGUGAGAAGGGCAUCUCCCUCCGCUUCCCUCGGUUCGUUUGUGUCCGCAGAGACAAGAGGCCGGAGGAUGCCACCACCAGUGCCGAGGUGGCCGAGAUGUACCAGAGGCAGAGUCAGAUCCAGAACCAGCUGGACUCGGACUCAGACUCCGACAUGGACGAUUUCUUCUGAGCCCCCGGCCACGCCUCGUGCAGAGCAGCGGCGACGACCCAGUCUGC